This is a messenger RNA of Meleagris gallopavo (turkey), 681 nucleotides long. NCBI's taxonomy places the organism in Eukaryota, Metazoa, Chordata, Aves, Galliformes, Phasianidae. The record is from RefSeq and is a predicted model, not a curated record.
CCUCCUGGUGCUGUGCAGGUGCAGCGCGGCCGCCAUCCCCCCGUGGCUGAGCUCUGUGCCGUGCAGUCGCUGUUCUCAGGUCCGGCCCUGUGCCUGGGGGAGCUGCAGGCAGCCCACCUGCGGGCGCUGAGCCGUGUGCUGUUCCUGACUCCUCUGCUGCCCGCUGUCCUGGUGCGGCGCCGCCUGCAUUCCCACCUGCUGGAGAUCCGGCGCCUGGACCGCGCGCUGGCACGCCUGGGCCUGGCACAGCUCUCUGAGGAGGAGCUCAGAGCGGCGUGUUACCUGCGGGGGCUGAACCCCGCACAGCUGAGCGCGGCGCAGUGCAGAGCGUGGCUGGAGCAGUGGCUGAGGCUGUCCUGCGUGCUGCAAGGUGUGUGGGGGGAUGGGGGGCGACCCUGUGCCACGGGGGGGUCGGGGGAGAAGGGGAGGGAGUUGUGUGUGUGGAGGCAGCGAGUCCCGGCGCUGCUGCGUGGAGAGGUGGGGGUCCCGGGAGGGGCUCAGGGCUGUGAAUGGGGCCCCGGGUGGCUGCUGGGGAGGUGGGAGCGGCCCAGGGUGGGAGUUGGGACUGGGGGGGCUGUGAGGACCCUUCCAUUCCAACCAUCCCCUGGUUCUGUGAUCUUUCAGGACCCUUCCAACUCAAUCACCCUGUGGUUCUGUGAUCUUUCAGGACCCUUCCAACUC